AUGUCGCGCUCGCCGACCCCCCAACCUGCAAAAACGACGGUGGAUCGGCAAUCCACCACACCUUUCCUGCUGAACUUUUGCUACCGAUCCUCCGCCUUUCACAGCCUGACCGACUUCCCUAUCCCGACCCCCUCAAACCCGCACCCUCACCUACCUGCCCAUCUGCAAAUCUACACGUGGAUGAGCUGUACGUUGAGAGAACUCGCGCUCCUGUUGACGCAGGCCCUGCCGCAAAUCUUACCCGACCCGGCCGUGGGGACGAGGUUGAGCUUCAGACUGGUCUACCCGGACGUCCACGCCAGUCGGGGUGGUGGUGGGAGACUAGAAAGCGAAGGGAGAGGAAGAUACUUGAGCAAAGAGAUCGGCAGUGUGGUGGUCUCGGUGCCAGAAUAUUCCAAUGGUGGUGGUGACGGGCGUCGCGGUGGCGGCGCUGUCCAGCUCGAAGGAGAUGACGCAGACAAGACUCUGGAAGAUGCACGGUUUGUCAUAGGAGACUUUAUCGAUUGUGCCGUCUUUCCUCCGCUGAGCGAUGGCACCGUUGUGUCUCGGGGAAGCGUCGGCGGCAGAGGAGGCUCCAGAGAGAAUGGCUACGGAAGAGUGCGAGGCGGGUACGGCCAGAGCAGCAGGGGCAGCUUUAACGGCUACGGAUCAAGAGGUGACUUUUCUGGCUCAGGGCAUAUACCAAGCGGUGAGUGGAGGCGAGGAGAACGGCUUCCUGACUCUGGUGGCUACCGAGGCGGAAGGGGUGCUAGGAGAGGCUAUUGA
Molecule: messenger RNA, 765 nt
Organism: Fonsecaea pedrosoi CBS 271.37
Lineage: Eukaryota; Fungi; Ascomycota; Eurotiomycetes; Chaetothyriales; Herpotrichiellaceae
Exons: 1
Coding region: 1-765 (254 amino acids)
Biological process (GO): negative regulation of DNA-templated transcription
Cellular component (GO): nucleus
Molecular function (GO): transcription corepressor activity; transcription factor binding
Source: RefSeq, a predicted model, not a curated record